GGCAGUGGCAGUUUUCAAAUUUAUUUAGCAAGAUGAAGAUCUUAAUAAUAUUGAUAUUGGCAAGCCUAGGUUACGUUGUAGGCUGGACAGUAAAAAGAGCCAUGCUUGAACAACAAAUACAGGAUAAAAAAAUCAAAGAGGAUGCUAUUAGGGCCGAACAAAAACGGCUUGAGGAACAAAAAAUUAAGGAUAAAAAAAGAAAAGAUGAUGCUAUUAGGGCCGAACAAAAACGACUUGAGGAACAAAAAAUUAAGGAUAAAAAAAGAAAAGAUGAUGCUAUUAGAGCCGAACAAAAACGACUUGAGGAACAAAAAUUAAGGAUAAAAAAAGAAAAGAUGAUGCUAUUAGAGCCGAACAAAAACGACUUGAGGAACAAAAAAUUAAGGAUAAAAAAAGAAAUGAUGAUUUAUUAAAAGAUAUGAAGGACCGUCUGAAUCGAAAAAUAAGGAGUAACAUAGACAGAUAUAAAUGCCAAUCGCAGCCUGAUCUCCGCACCUGGAUAUUCAAGCUAGAACUAGCUAUUCUCAAAUCAGACUAUGAAAACAAAAGUGAUAAUUUAUCGGAAUUUGAAAGUUUCAUCAAACAACGAGAAAAUUUGAAUAUGCAACUAAGAGCGCUUAUAAACGCUCGUGUCUCGCUGAUACAUCACAGUAGUGGGCACUCAAGUUGUGUGAAAUUCUACCGAAAGCAAAAAGAGCAUUGGAGGCGGCAUUAGAGCAGUCCAACGAUUCAAAACAGCGUGCCUACCAAGAAAACAGUAACGGAUGUACAAUACCAAGGGAAGAUAGCACCUAUGACUAUGUUUACUAAACAUGAAACAACUCAGCAUUUUGGUUUAUGGAACAUGUAACAAUAUUAAUUAAAGAUUGUUCGCAAUGAAGGCAAAUAAA
Drosophila ficusphila is the source of this 890-nucleotide messenger RNA. RefSeq names its product synaptic vesicle membrane protein VAT-1 homolog. The record is from RefSeq and is a predicted model, not a curated record. NCBI's taxonomy places the organism in Eukaryota, Metazoa, Arthropoda, Insecta, Diptera, Drosophilidae. Bases 33 to 413 code for a protein of 126 amino acids. The transcript has 2 exons.